Homarus americanus (American lobster) is the source of this 1673-nucleotide messenger RNA. It is a transcript of the gene Orc6, whose product is annotated as origin recognition complex subunit 6-like. The transcript is spliced from 7 exons. Gene Ontology annotation, biological process: DNA replication; DNA replication initiation. Gene Ontology annotation, cellular component: nuclear origin of replication recognition complex. The coding region runs from base 224 to 982 and encodes 252 amino acids. The record is from RefSeq and is a predicted model, not a curated record. Lineage: Eukaryota; Metazoa; Arthropoda; Malacostraca; Decapoda; Nephropidae.
CUAAGCUAAAGGAACCCAAAAUGUUGUGCCUUAGCCCGCGCUUUUUGGGACGUAAACAAACUGUGGUGGAAGUGUGGUGUUGAGGUGGAUUUUUGGACCCUUUGAGACUUUGUGGUUGAUUUAGUAGUGCUGUGGUGGAGUUAGUGCUGCUGUGGUGGAGUUAGUGCUGUGGUGGUUUCUAGGUUCCUGUGGUAGUCUCCGUUGCUCUGGUUCCGUGGGGGUGAUGGAGGUAGCAGCCUUACACACACUGGCCCUUAAGCUUGGCCUCACCUCCACUAAUACUCUCAGGAAAGCAGAGGAGUUAAUCCGACUACUGGCUGUCCGGGGCGGCUCAAGGCUGUCUCUCAGUAUGUCGGGUAAAGCCGUUAUAUGCCUGGAGAUGGCAGCCGCUCUCACAGGCGCCACGGUGGAUAAGAAUUUGGUGAUAAAAUUGGCCGGGCUGAGGAGGUCACAGUACGUCGGGAUGAGUCAGACUGUGAGCCGCUUACUCAACGUGUCACCUGGCGUCAGUGUGGCGGAGCUCUGCGUCACGUACUCUGCCACAGCCGCCACAAAUUUGGCACAGCGGGCUCUCAAGCAAUAUGAUGACAGUACUGACGGGAAUAAAGGUGAUAUUGAUACGAGUCUUCCUGUGUACCAGACGGCUGCUGUUGUCGCUGCUUGCAAGGUCAUGAACAUCAAGGUGGACAAGCGGCGGUUGUUUGAGUCGAGUUGUAGCAAGAGGGCAGUGUAUCAGAAGCUGGUGGACGUCCUCGUGAAGAUCGCCCAGGAGAUACACACACAGAAGAGUGUGAAGAACAACAAGAAGCGUACCAGAACACUCUUGGAUAUGGUGGAGGACAACCUGAGAGAUUGUUCACCGGAGAAGCGAAGUAAAGGCACGGAGGACGGUGAGGAGGAGGAGGAUGGAGGAGGAGAUAAGGGGACGGACUUUGAAGACUGGAAGAAGAAAAUAUUAGAAGCGGCGGCUGCUGCUGAGUAGGUUCCACAUCUCUUGUCUUGGGAUAAGGUUGAUGGACAAGUCUGGCGGCUGUUUGCUUCCUUGACGCUUCACGCACGUUACAAGGGAUAAUUUAUGUUUUAACCUUGUGACGGAGAGAGCUUUAGGGGAUAUAUUAUUGGUUGUGCCUGUCUGUCUGUUGGUGUCUAGAUAAGGAAUUUCUCCAUAAUAAUUGAAGUUUUACUGGGAACAUCACAACUAGACUCCAUAUUCAGAUUCUUUGUAUUGUACUCAGUUGAUGAACACUAAGCUAUGGUGUUGGUCAGGGGUAUUAACUCACCCUUUGAUGGCUCUGGUUUGAUAGCUUAACUCCUUCACUUUGGGGACGCUGCUUUUACUAUUUUAUUUGGCUAAUGCAAGAUGAUUUUAUUCAGCUCAGAGGGGCCCCUGUACCGGAGGUUAAUGGUAGUACAGUAUAGUAAUUGAUUUGCCGGACGUAUCUAGAACUGUAUUGGGUCACCAGAUGCAGUCCUUAAUGGAAUACUCAAUUGAAUGUUUUUAUUUGAUAUCUUGGGGUGAUUUCUUAGCUUUAAAAUGGCAGCCAUCAUGGGUGAAGUUAUGUUUAGCUGUAGAGAUGACGGCCAUCAUCAGUGGAAGUUAGUUGUAUGGACGGUGGCCAUCAUCAGUGGAAGUUAGCUGUAGGGACGGUGGCCAUCAUCAGUGGAAGUUAGCU